Messenger RNA from Marmota flaviventris (yellow-bellied marmot), 1350 nucleotides. RefSeq names its product sperm motility kinase 2B-like. The record is from RefSeq and is a predicted model, not a curated record. Gene Ontology annotation, biological process: protein phosphorylation; intracellular signal transduction. Gene Ontology annotation, molecular function: ATP binding; protein serine/threonine kinase activity. Gene Ontology annotation, cellular component: cytoplasm. Lineage: Eukaryota; Metazoa; Chordata; Mammalia; Rodentia; Sciuridae.
AUGGUCAGCCAGAGUAGAGAGAUGAGUGUAGGGCUGCAGGGGCCCGGCUCCUGCAAAGAAGCAGUCUUCCAGGACCAGUAUGAGGUCCUGAGGGACAUUGGGUAUGGCGGGUAUGGCCAGGUAAAACUAGCCCGCCAUCGCCUCACUGGGGCAGAGGUGGCAGUGAAAGUCGUGGAGAAUAUAGAGCAGAACCUCCAGGUCCUCUGUGAGCCAGAUAUGAUGAGAACCCUGGAGCAUCCCAACGUGAUCCAGUUGUUCCAGGUUAUUGAGACCUCCAGCAAUAUCUACAUGGUGAUGGAGCCCGCAGGUGGGGGACAGCUAGUUAGCCACGUCCCAGAGGAUGGCCUGCAGGAGGAAGAGGCCCGGCGGCUUUUCCGGCAGAUGGUGUGUGCAGUGGGCUACUGCCAUGCCCAGGGCAUCGUGCACCGAGACCUGAAGCCAGACAACAUCCUGUUGGAUGCCGGAGGCAACAUUAAGCUUAUUGACUUCGGCCUCAGCACCAGGGUCACCUCUGGGCAGAACUGGAAGGACUUCUGGGGCAGUCUCUUUCAUCUUGCUACCAGAUGUGUCCUGAGGCAAGCGUUUGAGGGCCCCCCAGUGGACAUCUGGAGACUGGGCGUCAUUCUGUACUUUAUGUUGACAGGGAGGUGUCCAUUUGUGGGGCCUGCCACUCCGGCGAUGCGGAGGCAGAUUGUGCUGGAAACCUACUUUGGCACGCGCCAUGUGUCUGUCGAAGCCCGGAGGCUCAUCGACCAAAUACUGACCCUGGAUCCCAGGAAGCAGCCUACAGUCCAGCAAAUCCUUCAGCACCCAUGGCUGACACAGGGUGAGCAGUAUUUACCCCUUCGUUGUAGUGAGGCACUCCCCAAACACCCCGACCCUGAAAUAAUGACCAUCUUGAUUGAUAUGGGUUAUGAUCCUUACAAGAUCUGGGUGUCUCUGGCCAAGAGAAAUUUCGAUACAGCCAUGGCUACCUACUUAAUCCUGAAGCACCAGAAAAGUCAGGGGGCAGGCUGCAUGUUCCAGGGGAAGCCUGGGCCUCCAAGGUUUAAGCCUCACCCACACCCUGUCCUCCCAAAGAGGAGUCACAGUGAGCCUGCCCUUCACACCUUCCCCUGUGAGCCGCAGCUGAGUAUGGAGAAUGGACAGACAGGGCAGAAGGGCCUCAGAAGGGCCAGCCAGCAGGCCAUUCAUCUCCCCUUCCUGCCUGCAAGCACCCCCACACCUGAUACUGGGUCGCCCCAUAACAACAGAAAUCGUCGGAAGAGGGUAACUAGGAGGAUUGCGGCCUGUGUCCGGCACCUGUGCUGUUGCCUGCCACGAGUCAGUAAGAAGGUGGUGCCAGUGUAA